AUGCCUAGCAAGACGCCUCAGCGCAACGGCAAGCCCACCCAAAACGGCGACCGCAAAGAUACCGAGAUGAAGGACGCCGGCAAGUCCAAGGCCAAAAAGGGUGCCAAGGACGGCGACGAAGAGAUGACUGUUGUUGUGCCCCCAUCCAAGGCCAAAAAGGGUCCUGCUGCCCGCCCUGCCGACGCCGAUGGCGAUGUCGCCAUGGGCGAUCAGGAUAUUGCUGAGCAGGUUGACCCCACGGAGCAGACUGUCACAGACAUCAAGAGCAAUUUUGCUCUACUAGACCGCGCCGUCGCCCUCUUCGAUGCCAGAUUCUCCCUCCGAGCCCUUCGAUCCAUCUCUCUGCUACGAAAACGUUUGAGUCCCGAUGUCAUUUCCCAGGCCAUUGUCGAUACCUUUCCAGCUACCGUCACCGCUGGAAACGUCGCCAAAUCCCUCCUUGUUGCCGUUGGCCGCGAAAGUAUCCCUCUCAAGGCCCUCAGUGAGAUGGACAUCGACUCCGACUCCAAGCCCGCCAAGAAUGGCGUCAAGAAGGAGACUAAAGAUGUCAUUCCCGAAAUCGACGUCUUCCUCGGUAUCCUCAUCCAGGUUUACCUCUUUGACACCAAGCAGUAUCAGAAGGGUGCUGCAUUCUCCGAGGAGCUCGUGGAGCGUGUGCAGUCUCUUAACCGCCGCACUCUCGACUCGCUCUCUUCCAAGGUCUACUUUUACUACUCGAUCUUCUGCGAACACAUUGCCCCCCUGCCACCCUCGCCAGAGUCGCCCGUCGUCGCCAUUCGCCCGAAAUUGCUCUCGGCCCUCCGCACAGCUGUUCUACGCAAGGACAUUGACACGCAGGCCUCCGUCAUUGUGCUGCUAUUGAGGAACUAUCUCUCAACCUCUCACAUCAACCAGGCCGAUCUGCUAGUAUCGCACACCCAGUUUCCCGAAAAUGCCGUCAACAAUCAGGUUGCCCGUUUUCUGUACUACCUCGGUCGCAUUCGCGCCAUCCAGCUGCGAUACACCGAAGCCCAUGAGCACCUCACCGCUGCCACACGUAAGGCGCCAUCCAGCAACUGUGCCGUUGGCUUUUCGCAGACCGCUACCAAGCUGCUUAUGGUGGUUGAGCUGCUCAUGGGAGAUAUUCCUGACCGCGCCACUUUCCGCCAACCUGCCCUCGAGGAUGCCCUGCACCCCUACUUCCUCCUGGUCCAAGCCGUCCGCGUUGGUAACCUUGAGGAGUUUGAGAUCGCUAUUGCCGACCACGCCGAAGCCUUUCGCCGCGACGGAACAUACUCUCUCAUUCUGCGCCUGAGACAAAAUGUCAUCAAGACUGGUAUUCGCAUGAUGUCGUUAUCCUACUCGCGCAUCUCCCUGCGUGACAUUUGCAUUCGCCUGCAUCUGGGAAGCGAAGAGAGUGCAGAGUACAUUGUCGCCAAGGCUAUCCGCGACGGCGUCAUCGAGGCCACUCUCGAUCGCGAGCACGGUUUUAUGAAGAGCAAGGAGGUUGGUGACGUGUACGCUACCAGAGAGCCUGGCGAGGCAUUCCAUGACCGUAUUCGGGCAUGCCUUGCCCUCCACGACGAAAGUGUCAAGGCCAUGCAAUUCCCCAUGAACCAGCACCGUCUGGAGCUGAAGAACGCGCAAGAAGCUCGGGAGCGGGAGCGCGAAAUGGCCAAGGAGAUACAAGAGGGUGACUUGGAUGACGACGACUUAGGCGGCGACUUUGACGGAAUGUAG
Molecule: messenger RNA, 1719 nt
Organism: Beauveria bassiana ARSEF 2860
Lineage: Eukaryota; Fungi; Ascomycota; Sordariomycetes; Hypocreales; Cordycipitaceae
Product: 26S proteasome non-ATPase regulatory subunit 3
Exons: 3
Coding region: 1-1719 (572 amino acids)
Biological process (GO): ubiquitin-dependent protein catabolic process; regulation of protein catabolic process
Cellular component (GO): proteasome regulatory particle, lid subcomplex; proteasome complex
Molecular function (GO): enzyme regulator activity
Source: RefSeq, a predicted model, not a curated record